Messenger RNA from Mesitornis unicolor (brown roatelo), 1149 nucleotides. Its product is annotated as keratin, type II cytoskeletal-like. Gene Ontology annotation, biological process: keratinization; intermediate filament organization. The annotation marks the transcript as partial. Gene Ontology annotation, molecular function: structural constituent of skin epidermis. Lineage: Eukaryota; Metazoa; Chordata; Aves; Mesitornithiformes; Mesitornithidae. The transcript is spliced from 8 exons. The record is from RefSeq and is a predicted model, not a curated record. Gene Ontology annotation, cellular component: keratin filament.
GGGGUCUGUGGAGGCUGGGGGUGCAGGGGCAUCCAUGCCAGCAGUGAAGGUGGGAGCCGUGGGUUAGGCUCUCACGGCUGCAGAGGUGAAGGCAUUCGUGCGGUGCACGUCAACGAGAGCCUGCUGCGGCCUCUCGAUGUGAAGAUCGACCCCGAAAUCCGGCACAUCCGAAAGCAGGAGAGAGAGCAAAUGAAGAGCCUCAAUAACCAGUUUGCCUCUUUGAUUGACAAGGUGCAGCAUUUGCAGCAGCAGAACAGGGUGCUGGCCACCAAGUGGGAUCUCCUCCAGAAGCAGGUCCUGCCGUCCCAGAAGAACAUCAAGCACGUCUUCAACAGCUUCAUCUGCAGCCUGCAGAGGCGCCUGGACUCCCUGCUGCAUGAGAAGGGGCAGAUGGAGCUGGAGCUGAACGACGCGGGGAAGCUUGUUGAAGAGUUCAGAUGCAAAUACGAACAGGAACUGAACAGACGCACAGCGGCCGAGAAUGAGUUUGUGUUACUGAAGAAGGAUGUGGACCGUGUCUAUCUGGCCAAGAUAGAGCUGGAAGCAAAGGUGGAAACCCUGAAGCAGGAGAUAGAGUUCCUGCAACGUGUUUCUGCUCAGGAAAUGACUGAGCUGGAGAGAAGUCCCUGUGACACAUCUGUUGUCAUGAAAAUGGACAACAACCGAGGCCUGGAUGUGGAGGGCAUCCUCAGGAGCAUCGAGUGCUGGUAUGAGGACAUAGCUCAGAAAAGCAAAGCAGAGCUGGAUGCACUCUACAGGAUGAGGUACCAAGAGCUCCAGGAGGCAAAGAGGAGACAUUGCAAUGAGCUGAAGUCCCAGCAGCAAGGGAUUGAAGAGCUGAGUUUUGAGAUCCAGAAAAGGCAGUGUGACCUUGAAAACGUGAAGAAGCAGGUAUCCUCUCUGCAAGCGUCAGUUAGUGACACUGAGCAUCAUGGGGACUGUGCCCUGAAAGAUGCCCGGGAGAAGCACGUGGAGCUGCAGAAUGCCCUGCAGAAGGCCAAGGAUGAGCUGGCCUGCAGGCUGCGGGAUUAUCAGGAGCUGCUGAACAUCAAACUGGCCCUGGAUAUUGAGAUUGCAACGUAUAAGACCCUACUGGAGGGUGAGGAGAGCAGGAUACGCCUCGGGAGCCCUGUGAGAGUGUGUAAGUAA